This is a messenger RNA of Pelobates cultripes (western spadefoot toad), 318 nucleotides long. The record is from the annotation of a GenBank genome assembly. NCBI's taxonomy places the organism in Eukaryota, Metazoa, Chordata, Amphibia, Anura, Pelobatidae.
AUGGCGGAUCCUGAGGGCACCCAGGAGUCUGCAACAGAUCCCCUGCGCAGGUGGAUUGAAGCCUUUAAUUCCACAUUUGACCACAUCUGUGAGAAGUGGCUACGGAUACAGACAAGGACUGUGCAAGUCACCCCAGUAGCUGACAUUCCACUCCCUGUUGGCACAGUUGACUCUUCCUCCCUUUCUGGGCUAGGAACCCUGAGGGGGCAUUACCAUGAGCGCAGUCGACGCACCCGGGAGACUCCACAACAGGAUCCCUCCUGGGACUUCGCCCUGAAUACAGUGGACAUUGUGUUGUACAUGGUUAUUAUGGCUUAA